Kazachstania africana CBS 2517 is the source of this 1446-nucleotide messenger RNA. It is a transcript of the gene FEN2, whose product is annotated as Fen2p. Bases 1 to 1446 code for a protein of 481 amino acids. The transcript has a single exon. Gene Ontology annotation, molecular function: pantothenate transmembrane transporter activity. Gene Ontology annotation, biological process: pantothenate import across plasma membrane. The record is from RefSeq and is a predicted model, not a curated record. Gene Ontology annotation, cellular component: plasma membrane. NCBI's taxonomy places the organism in Eukaryota, Fungi, Ascomycota, Saccharomycetes, Saccharomycetales, Saccharomycetaceae.
AUGAUCAAAGACGACGUUGUUACUAGGGAAGAAAAGACAUUUCGGGCUAGAAAACCAAUCAAUGAGAGAUGGUUACUUUUCAAAAUUGACGUAUUUGUGCUAUCAUUCAUAUGUCUACAGUACUGGAUCAAUUACGUUGAUCGUACUGGGUUUUCAAAUGCUUACGUUUCUGGUAUGAAAAAGGACCUCAACAUGAGAGGUGAUGAUCUUAAUGUGACUACUGCCUGUUUCACUGUCGGAUACGUUAUUGGAAUGCUACCCAAUAAUUUGAUAUUGCUUGUUGUGCCACCAAGAAUUUGGUUAAGUUUCUGUACUUUUGCAUGGGGGUUGCUCACACUCGGCUUGUACGGUGUAUCCAGUUAUCAGCACUGUUGUGCAAUUAGAUUCUUCCAAGGUAUAUUUGAAAGUUGUACUUUCUCUGGCGCACAUUUAAUCCUAGGGUUGUGGUAUAAGGAAAAUGAAUUAGCCAUUAGGUCAGCUAUUUUCACGAGUAGUGGUUUGAUUGGCUCCAUGUUUAGUGGAUUUAUGCAAACCAGUAUUUUUGAGCAUCUAGACGGACAUCAUAAUUUAGCCGGGUGGAGGUGGCUAUUUAUCAUAGAUUUUUGUAUAACUGUCCCCAUUGCACUUUACGGGUUGAUCUUCUUUCCAGGCAUUCCUGAACAUGACAGCUCUUAUAGCAAGUUUUCUAUGACAAGUUAUAUCUUCAACAAGGACGAACUACAAUACGCUAGAAGAAGACUACCAGCAAGAGAUGAAAGCACUAAAAUGGAUAUGACUAUAAUACCCAGAGUCUUGAAAAGAUGGCAUUGGUGGCUAUUCUCCCUUGUGUGGAUACUGGGAGGUGAGAAUCUAAGUUUUGCAUCUAAUACGACAUUCGCAUUAUGGCUUCAAUACAAGGGUUAUUCCCUGUCACAUAGAAACAACGAUCCAUCAGGUAUAUAUGCUGUGGGUAUAGUAUCUACGAUGCUUACUGCUGUCUAUCUAAGCAACUUCUCUCGAGCAAGACAUUGGCAUGUGGCUGUGCUAAUGGCUGUCGUCAGUUGUAUCGUAGCCGUUAUGAUCCGGACUAAUCCAUUAAGCGCAGGUGUUAUGUUUACGGCCCAAUACCUGGGCGGGAUCAUCUACGCAGGACAAGCUGUCUUCUUUGCAUGGGCCAAUAUUGUCUGUCACGACGAUAUCCAAGAAAGGGCCGUCGUCCUGGCAUCGAUGAAUAUGUUUUCUGGAGCGGUCAAUGCAUGGUGGUCGAUCCUAUUCUACGCAGCUUCCAUGGUACCAGGAUUUGAAAAAGGUUGCUAUGCACUCAUUGCCACAGGUGUCUCAAGUGGUAUCCUUUCUGUGGGAAUACGGUACCUACAAAACCAAGAAAAUGCCAGUAAGCAAGCCUUGCCGUACAUCGACGCCAACGACAUGAUAGAUGAAGACGACGAUGACGAAGAAGAAGAAUAA